Molecule: messenger RNA, 2474 nt
Organism: Phragmites australis (common reed)
Lineage: Eukaryota; Viridiplantae; Streptophyta; Magnoliopsida; Poales; Poaceae
Product: chitin elicitor receptor kinase 1-like
Exons: 11
Coding region: 329-2200 (623 amino acids)
Biological process (GO): protein phosphorylation; innate immune response
Molecular function (GO): transmembrane receptor protein kinase activity; ATP binding
Source: RefSeq, a predicted model, not a curated record
AUCCCGUGGUCCGUGGCCGACUCCCGAAUUCCGAACGCUCCCGGCCGCCGCCGCCGCCGCCGUCUCUGACGCCUUCACCAUGGCGCCUCCCACGUGGUGGGCCCGUCCAGCCAUCCCGCCACGUUUCCCUCUCCCAUUGGCUACAAUGCAUCAUACCCCACCUGCCAGCGUCAUGACUUAACCCACCGCCUGGGAGCGCGGCACGGGUCAAACUCCCGCUGCGUCGUCGUCGUCUCCUUCCCCCCAACUCCCCGCGGCAGCGCCUCCCCCGCCUCGGGCUCUAAUGGCUCUCGGCUCCGGCAGCUAGGGUUUCUUCCUCGCCGUCCCCAUGGCGCCUCCUCUCCUCCUGCGCCUGCUCCUCCUCGCCGCGGCCGCGUCGGCCGCGGCGGCGGCGGGGGACGGCUGCAGCUCCGGCUGCGACCUCGCGCUGGGCUCCUACUACAUCUCGCGGAACCAGAACCUCACCUACAUCUCGAGCCUCUUCGACAUCAGCGACUACCACACGCUCGGGCCCUACAACCUCAAGUACCCCAACCUGAACUUCAUCCCUGCCGGCGAGCGCGUCAACGUCUACUUCCGCUGCAGCUGCCUCGCGCUCCCGAGGGCGCCCUUCUCUACCUACCUGGCUGCCUCCCUCCCCCACAAGGUCUCCACCGGCAAUACCUACACCAGCAUCGCCGCCAAUUUCAACAACCUCACCACCAUCGACUGGCUGAAGGCCACCAACAGCUACCCGGAAAACAAUAUCCCCAAUACCGGCACGGUGAACGUCACCGUCAACUGCUCCUGCGGGAACCCGGCGGUGUCGGAGGUCUACGGGCUGUUCCUGACCUACCCGCUCAGGGGCAACGAAACUCUCGCCUCCGUCGCGGCGAACAACAACUUCUCGUCGCCGUCACAGAUGGACCUGCUCAGGAAGUAUAACCCUGGCAUGGACGGCGUGACGGGAAGCGGGCUCGUCUAUAUCCCCGUCAAAGAUCCCACUGGAAGUUACCGUCCUUUAAAAUCAUCAGGAAAUGGAGCUUCUGUAGGAGCUAUAGCAGGAGGAGUUGUGGGUGGUGUUGUUGCACUGCUCCUGGGUGUCUUUUUAUACAUCAUGUUCUAUAGGCGAAGAAAGACGAAAAAGGGUGCCCUGCUUCCAUCAUCUGAAGGUUCUACCCAACUUGCUACUACAGCAUCAAUGGAUAAAGUUUCACAGUCAACUAGUCAAGCUGAUAGAGCCUCACAAGUUCCAGGAAUCACAGUUGACAAAUCAGUAGAGUUCUCGUAUGAAGAACUUUUUAAUGCCACAGAGGGAUUUCGCAUGAGUAAUAAAAUCGGGCAAGGUGGUUUUGGCGCUGUCUAUUAUGCUGAGCUCAGAGGCGAGAAAGCUGCCAUAAAGAAAAUGGAUAUGCAGGCUACUCAUGAGUUCCUUGCUGAGUUAAAGGUUUUGACACAUGUUCAUCAUCUGAAUCUGGUGCGCUUGAUUGGUUAUUGCACUGAGAGUUCUUUGUUCCUUGUCUAUGAGUAUAUCGAGAAUGGAAACUUAAGCCAGCAUUUACGUGGAACUGGUUAUGAGCAUCUGUCGUGGACUGCCAGGGUUCAAAUUGCACUAGAUUCAGCAAGAGGUCUUGAGUACAUUCAUGAACAUACGGUUCCAGUAUACAUACAUCGGGAUAUCAAAUCAGCAAACAUUUUGAUAGACAAGAACUACCGAGCAAAGGUUGCAGAUUUUGGUUUAGCAAAACUUACAGAAGUUGGUAAUACAUCACUGCCCACACGUGGAAUUGUUGGUACAUUUGGUUACAUGCCUCCAGAAUAUGCUCGAUAUGGUGAUGUUUCUCCUAAGGUUGAUGUCUAUGCCUUUGGCGUUGUUCUCUAUGAACUUAUUUCAGCUAAAGAAGCUAUUGUCAGAUCAACUGAGUCUUCUAGUGAUUCAAAGGGAUUGGUUUAUCUGUUUGAGGAGGCUCUCAACAUACCUGAUCCAAAGGAAGGCCUUCAGAAUCUGAUUGAUCCGGUGCUAGGCAAGGAUUAUCCCAUCGACUCCAUUCUCAAGAUGACAGCCCUCGCAAGGGCAUGCACACAGGAAGACCCCAAGUUGAGACCCACGAUGAGAUCCGUGGUCGUCGCGCUGAUGACACUCUCAUCCACGAGCGAGUUCUGGGACAUGAACACUAUCCAGGAGAACCAAGGUCUGGUGAACCUCAUGUCCGGGAGAUAACUCUCUUGCAUUUGUAGCUUGCCCCUGGGAGUUGUACAUUAGGGCACAUUUUGAACUGUCCGAAGCCGUCCAGUAAGGAGGACAGAAUGACAGCAUCCUUUUAGCUAUCCACAUGUAAUUUUCUUGUCGGUCUAGGAUUUCGUCUCGUCGUGUUUUCUUUCUUUUUGUUCUUGGACAGCAGUGUGAGCUCAUUGUACGUCCUCAGCACGUGUAAUUUACCUGUAAGAUGCUCGAUUUUGCGUCCAAAUGGAAAUAAAUGAUAUCCUGUUACGUA